AUUAAAAAAAACACUGCUAAUUUGGAGAUAGAGUCCAGAGUCUAUGGAGCAGGAAGGAAGGGUUCAGACUUGCUUGGAAAGCACAUCUUCCCCUACCUUUGACCACGACGCUGGAACUCACACGAGCAGGAAAUCUCUGACAAUGGCAGGUGGGCCCCACCCCGACUCCUUCCUACCCACGGCCGACUCCCCUCCUCGUCACCACGUUGUCCAUUUGAUCCACCAUUUCCCAAAUCCAAAACACCUAUAAAUACCACUCACCCUCCUUGCACUCCAAACAAGUCAAAUCAAACCAACCAUUUCAAACCAAAGCAAAGCAACGAGCUAGCAAGGGCAACAACAACCACCCCUCUCCUCGUCUUCGUAGUUGGUUAUUCCUCUCAGCUACACCAUUUUGUUAACAAUGGCGGCCGCCAAGUCCGUCGAGCGGCUCGGGCAGCGGCGGGUGGUGCCGGCCGAGCCGACGCCGGCCGGUCCCCUCCGUCUGUCGUGGCUCGACCGCUACCCUACCCAGAUGGCGCUGAUCGAGUCGCUCCACGUGUUCAAGCCGGCUCUCGAUAGGGCGAUCGGCGGCGAUGACGUGGCGGUUGGGCCGGCCCGCACGAUCGAGCGGGCCUUGGCGAGGGCCUUGGUGCAUUACUACCCCCUCGCGGGCCGGCUCGCCUUCUCCGACUCCGGCGAGGUGUGCGUGGACUGCGGCGACGCCGGCGUGUGGUUCACGGAGGCGGAGGCGAGCUGCAGCCUCGAGGACGUGGACUACCUCGAGUACCCGAUGAUGGUGCCCAAGGACGAGCUGCUCCCGCCGACGCCGGCGGGGGAGGAGGAGCGCGAGCUCGUGCUGCUCGUCCAGGUCACCGCGUUCGCGUGCGGCGGCUUCGUCGUCGGGUUCCGGUUCAGCCACGCGGUGGCGGACGGCCCCGGCGCAGCGCAGUUCAUGGCCGCCGUCGGCGAGCUCGCCCGCGGCGCGGGCGGCGUGUCCGUCGAUCCCGUGUGGGGCCGCGACGCGAUCCCGGACCCCGCCGCCGCCGUCAUCGGCAGCCUCCCCGACCCCGCCGGCGCCAAGCGCCUCGAGUACCUCGCCGUCGACAUCUCCGCCGACUACAUCAACCACUUCAAGAACCAGUACAACGCGGAGGCGCACGCCGCCGCCGCGGGCGUCGCCAGGUGCUCGGCGUUCGAGGUGCUGAUCGCCAAGGCGUGGCGGAGCCGGACGCGCGCGGCGGGGUUCGAGCCCGACACCACCGUCAACCUCUGCUUCGCCAUGAACGCGCGCCCCCUCCUCCACGCCUCCCUCCCGCGCGGCGGCGCCGGGUUCUACGGCAACUGCUACUACAUCAUGCGCGUCUCCGCCCCCGCCGGGAAGGUGGCGGGCUCGUCGGUGACGGAGGUGGUGAAGAUCAUCAAGGACGGGAAGCGGCGGAUGCCGUCGGAGUUCUCCCGGUGGGCCGCCGGCGACAUGGCCGGCGGCGACCCGUACCAGAUCACCUCCGACUACCGGACGCUGCUGGUGUCGGACUGGACCCGGCUGGGCUUCGCCGAGGUGGACUACGGGUGGGGCCCACCGGCCCACGUCGUGCCACUGACGAACCUGGACUACAUCGCCACGUGCAUCCUCGUCAGGCCCUGGGCCCACAAGCCCGGGGCCCGGCUCAUCACCCAGUGCGUCACCCCCGACCGCGUCGCCGCCUUCCACGAGGGCCUCCUCGACCUGAACUGACGCCGCCGGCGGCGAACCUGGACUCGCCGGAGGCCGGGAGGAUGGGUGGAUUAGCGUCGCGUGAUUAGGUGGGGGUGAUUACUACUGAUGAUUAGAUGGGUGGUCGUUGUGUGAUUAGUGGGGGUUGGUAACUGAAUUGGAUUGGAUUAGUUAUUAAUACGGAAGCUCGUGGGUGGAGCGUGGUGUGGGUGUGGGUGAUGUAAGCCUGAAAAUAAGCAGCUCAACUCCUGAAAAUCGGGGGUGUUUUUGGUUCAUCCAUUCAAUUGAAUUUGGGUUGCAUUUGAUAACAA
Molecule: messenger RNA, 2007 nt
Organism: Oryza sativa Japonica Group (Japanese rice)
Lineage: Eukaryota; Viridiplantae; Streptophyta; Magnoliopsida; Poales; Poaceae
Product: acyl transferase 7-like
Source: RefSeq, a predicted model, not a curated record